Molecule: messenger RNA, 5370 nt
Organism: Magallana angulata
Lineage: Eukaryota; Metazoa; Mollusca; Bivalvia; Ostreida; Ostreidae
Exons: 9
Coding region: 199-1014 (271 amino acids)
Source: RefSeq, a predicted model, not a curated record
CUUUUGACAUUUCUCAACUUCCUCUGAAAUUUCGCUAUACUUUAGAGUUUUCUAGACUGAAAUCUCAAUAUAUUAUUUAAAUGAUGAUUUCUGUUCGUUCUUGAAAGUGGAAGGUGAUCCCAUGACUAGAUUACGGAAUUACCGACCGUUGGAAGUUACCACGAUCUGACUGUAGUAAAAAUUGUCACUAAGCAGAAAAUGCCAACAACUAAAACUCUUCAGUUAUCUAAAUAUGUCCGCAUGGUGCUAGAGAAUGAGCUGAAACUAACAUGUAAGGAGUUUGACGAAGAAGACAUUAAGGCAUUACUGAAGAAGAGCAAUAGGGAAUGUACACCAAGGGAGACAAUCCAAGGAUAUCCUUCCUAUCCUCUGUACAGAGAGAUUGGUAACAUGUUGCAGCAAUGGAUGGAAAAGAGAUAUUGUCCAGCCCUGGAUCUCCCAAAGUAUGAUCUACUGGAUGAGAAGUCAUACGCUGAAUCAAGGGAGGCAAACUUCAAGUCCAUCACGCCACUUCUGGACGGCCUUCAGACUUUGUGGGAAGAUUGGAAUGACGAAGAAAUAGCUUACAGGGUCAAGGAAAUAAUGAUUAUUUUGGGCAAAAGAGGGAUGUUAGAUUUACUGGGUGUGAGGAAGACAGUGGGAACUCAAGAACUGUGGCCAGUGGAUAGAGAGCUGAUGGUGAAAUCCUUUACAGAGAGGCACAGUCCAAAUGCUGAGAUCAGUGUUGGAGCCCGGGCAUUGUCCAAACACUACCACCGAGACAGCUCAACCUCCUGGUGGGGAGGGUGCACCGGAACUGAAAAACAGAAGAAUGACUAUGCACUGUCAAUUAUGAAUAAGAUUUUAGACGGUGCAACAUGGAUUAAUAUCCACUGGUUACCGCAUGAUGUUUAUAUCUUAGAAGUCAGACAAGAGGAAGGUUAUGGUGCUAGAUGGACUGCAGAUGGCUCCAGCUUCAGAGGUUUCUUGGAGCCACAAAUGGUUGACGGGCACUCUGUUGGCUGGAAACACUGAAAAACUUAUCAGGAGGUGACAGGCUGAAACCUGAGGUCUUAAACACUAAAACCAAUGGACCAUGAACACUGAAACCAAUGGAUCAUGAACACUGAAACCAAUGGACCAUGAACACUGAAACCAAUGGACCACGAACACUGAAACCAGUUGACCAGAAAGACAAAAAUGUUCAAAAAACAAGUCAUUAGCAGAAAUCUGAUGAGUGUUUUCAUUUCAGUGGUUCAGGCUAUCUUUGAUAGAUUCAUAAGAAAGUUUAAUAAAAUCAGUAGACAUAGUGCAGUAUUAACUUUGUCACAAUGCUGUUAACCUUUUUUAACAGAAUUAAGAAUUUUCUUAAGCCAAAAUAUGCUUCAGAUAGAUUGUUGAUUUUUAUUAUGUAGUUAUUUAAAUUGUUGGCAUUGUAUUUUUCUCUGAAUCUUGCUAUCUUUUUUUUGUUGUAUGUUUAUUGUUUGAUAAGCUUGAUAUGAUUGCAUAGUUUUAUUUUAAAUUAUAAUGUUGUUAUUAAAUCACAUGAAUACUCAAAUGCUGUAUUUGAAUCCUUAGUUAUAUUUUUUGGUAAAAGAAUGGUAGAUCUUUACUUUCAGGAAAUUAUCUGUGGGGGAUCGGUCAUGUAUCUGGUGAGAUACUUUGGAGGUCUUCACUUUUAAAUCAUUUCAUACACAGAAAGUUUAUUCAAGGACGCCCCUGAACAAUAAUUAAAGGAGACUUCUAAGGCUUUAAAUAAUUAGCAGGAGACUUCUCAAUAACUUUAGGGGUUUCCCUCUCAGACAGCUAAGGGAAAUCCCUCAAGGAACUUUAUUGACUAAUCAGUUUGUGUAAUUGACGUUAAGGGAAUGUUUGCACUGUAGAUAGGCACAGGUCAACUAAAAAAAGGACACAAGAUAACAGAUUUUUUUCCCUUUCUAUUUUGUAUUGUGAUGUAUUGAUUGUACAUGAAGAAAAAACAUGAAGUGAUUUCUUGAUUUAUUUUUAAACAAGUGAAAAGCUGUCAAUGUGACAGCAAACUGGGUUUUUUUUAUGUGAACUGUAUCCAUAAUCCAUGUCAACCCAUAUCCAGUGAAAUGGUGUACCCUAUAUGCAAUAUUUUGCCAAAAAAUGACUAAGUUCAAAAGCUGGUAUUUUUUCAUAAAUUAUCAGAAAUCAAAAUCCUAGCAAUAUGAACACCUCUGAUAUAUGUACAAUUGAUCUGCAAAAGAACAACUUCCUAUCUUGAAAACUGUAGGGGAAGUUAUCCGUACAAUGAGGGUACCCUAUAUGCAAUAUUUUGCCAAAAAAUGACUAAGUUCAAAAGCUGGUAUUUUUUUCAUAAAUUAUUAGAAAUCAAAAUCCUAGCAAUAUGCACACCUCUGAUAUAUGUACAAUUGAUAUGCAAAAGAACAACUUCCUAUCUUGAAAACUGUAGGAGAAGUUAUCCGUGCAAUGAGGGUACCCUAUAUGCAAUAUUUUGCCAAAAAAUGACUAAGUUCAAAAGCUGGUAUUUUUUUUCAUAAAUUAUCGGAAAUCAAAAUCCUAGGAAAAUGCACAUCUCUGAUAUAUGUACAAUUAAUCUGCAAAAGAACAACUUCUUAUCUUGAAAACUGUAGGAGGAGUUAUCCGUACAAUGAGGGUACCCUAUAUGCAAUAUUUUGCCAAAAAAUGACUAAGUUCAAAAGCUGGUAUUUUUUUCAUAAAUUAUCAGAAAUCAAAAUCCUAGCAAUAUGCACACCUCUGAUAUAUGUACAAUUGAUCUGCAAAAGAACAACUUCCUAUCUUGAAAACUGUAGGAGGAGUUAUCCGUACAAUGAGGGUACCCUUUAGGCAGCCGCCCGCCCGCCAUUUUCACCAUUUUAAUAACCGGAUUUUUUCUUCGGAAAACCCGGUUAAAAAUUGUUUUAAAAAAAUUACAUUUGUAAGAUCAGGAUAUUUAGACUUGAAUAGCAAGAGUAUUUACUUUUUAAUUGUUAUUGUAAAUAAAGGGGGUAUUCUAGAUGGCAAAUUCUUAAUGGUAUUCCAAUGUCUGAUCCUACACAUAAAUCUUCCCUUGUUCCACUCCAACGGUCAAAGCCGAUUCUUUAAAAAAAAAAUUAAAUCAGAAACUACCAGGCUUCUCAAAUACUUCACAACAUGUCGGAAAUUUUUAUAACUAUAAACGCCAGAAUCAUGAAAACAGCAUGACAACUGUAAAAAUAUCUCAACACAUCUACAGCAUCAUCAACAUAUCUACAGCAUCAUCAACACAUCUACAGCAUCAUCAACAUAUCUACAGCAUCAUCAACACAUCUACAGCAUCAUCAACACAUAUACAGCAUCAUCAACACAUCUACAGCAUCAUCAACAUAUCUACAGCAUCAUCAACACAUCUACAGCAUCAUCAACAUAUCUACAGCAUCAUCAACACAUCUACAGCAUCAUCAACACAUAUACAGCAUCAUCAACACAUAUACAGCAUCAUCAACACAUCUACAGCAUCGUCAACACGGAAUAUCUACAGCAUCAUUAACACUGAAACUUGUCAGCCACACGACCCUCUUACAUGUUGCCAUGAAAUCAAUUAGGUACGCGAAACAAGUCUUACCUCUCCAAACCAUAUUCAUACGAUUCUAUCUAUUAGGUUUUGUCGCUGAAGUUAUUAAUAUAAAGGUAGUACCUAUGAUAUAAAGCUAAACUGCAUGUAAUAAUAGACAGGCAGUGUCGAUAAGGCUGCAGCGCAGAUUGCAAGUACUAGUUAAUGGAAUUUUAAUUCGGUCGCGAAAAUAGUCGCCGCGAACCGGUUCAUCUCAAGGAAGUCAUUGCGAAAAGAAGUUACAGCUUGAGAGUUGUUAUCCCUCAAAAUCAGGGUUAUUGAUUUUAAAUUAGUAUCUUGUAGCCAUGUCAUUCCUGGAAGUCACGAUAAUUUGUCUUAGCGUGCUACUCAUGACUAGCGCUGCAGUUUUAAAAGAAGAUGUUGUUUAUGAAAGUAGUUCGAAGAGGCCAUUGACGACGUUUAAGCGUUUGAUUGUAGACACACGAUACCUCGCUCUGCUUGGAACUGUUUAAUCAGACUCUUUCUUUGCCUAAGACUCUGAUUUUAAGGCUAAUUAAAAAUCAAAGACAAACAUUUGCUGGUUUAAAUUCCAUUAGAAAGACCAGACCCGCAGAAGAGGCAGUAAUGAUGCUGUUUUAUACGGCGUCCUUUGAUGUUUGUCGUCGAACAAUAUCGUCUGCUCAGAGCGGUUCUGAUUUUUAAUAUUCCGCUAUGUUAUUAAGUUUUGUUCCCCUGUUAUCAUAUUUCAAAUGAGUAAUUCGGUUAGAGAGACACCAAACUCCUAAACUGAAAGUUUGUAAAAAUGGUCAUUGAUACCAUCAGACCUUCAUAUUGGGUUUCACAAUUCUUCGUUACUCGGAAUACUCGUAUUGAUGAAUAAAAAAUGCAACAACUUAUACCUUUGUGUUUAUUUCACAUUAAAAUAUUUCAAUUUUUUGACAUACAAAGGCAGUCUGAAAAUAUAAAACAAAACAAUAUCGAAAUGACUUUCACAACAAAGGGAAGCGAAGUCAUGAACCAUAUAGAAGUGUCCAUUUUGCGAUGACACAUCAAUAAAUAGAGAAUUAUUACACUACUCUGUGUAAACAGAGAUCUAAAUUAAUAAGUACAAUGGCUAAGUACGGUGUAAGUACUUGAUUUGGGGGCUGUGUUUUGUUUGCUACACCCAAGUAACCCUUGUUUGUUCAUCUGUCUAUCCGUCUUCAGACGUUAAUCACGCCACAGGUAGCAUCUCGUGGAAUUGUUUUGAGAAUAUCAAAAUAAUAUACGUUUAAAACUGGAAAAAUUAUAUACCUAUAAAUUUGUAUAUACAUUCAGUCGAGUGACAAUUAUAAAUCUCCAUAUAAUGGUUCUGCCGAAAAUCACAAUGAGUUUUAGAAAAUCUUCUAUAUGUUAAUAAGGUGCAAGUUAUACACAAGUGUUUGAAGCUGUUGUAGUGUACACAUUAUCAAUACUAAAAUUAUAUCAAAAGCCGUGUUCAAAACUGAGUGUAAACUAUUAAUUAUUAUACUAGUACUCAAAGAACGUGUCCUUCAAUCAGAUACCACCUGACGCUGAAAAAGUAACACUUUUACUGGGUCAAAUACAGCGCCAUCUAGUUUCUGGAACAGUACAACUUUAAUUGGAGGUAUGGGAGAAUAACAGAAUUAAUGUAUCACUUACAGAAUACUUGGUUUUAAACAUUAUUUGUUUGAAAAGAUAUGUAUUUUGGAAACAUUUCAACUCUUACGGAAAGAAAUAAAAAUUCAUCCAAAAUAGUUUCACAUAUGGUACUGUCAAUAAGAGGCUUUCUAACCAGUUAACAAGAGCAAAUGAUGGACUGAUAAUCAAACAUAUGGCUGACCUUCAAAGAA